AUGCGUUGCAUUGUUGUCGCUUUUUUCUUGCUAGAUGCUUCUGGAUAUGCUAGCCCAUCCUGGAGUUCCGAUGAAUUAGCCAUGUACGACUUGGUUGAGGCUGUGAACGCGAAUUUCUACGAGUUAUUCGGUAUUGGGCAGUUGCAGUUAGUAUUACGUAUAUCGAGACAAAAACGUAAAAAAUACCAAGAUGCAUCUACGGCAGAAGUUAAGAAGGCGUACCGCAAGCUCAGUCUGGAGUGGCAUCCUGAUCGAAACGAUGCGCCUAAUGCUACUGCGAUGUUCAGACAAGGCAAAAUACGACAACGUCUUGAAAUAUGGUUUGCCAGAUUGGAGACAACCAAUUUAUUAUUACAGAAUCCAUGUCUUUUGAUUGGUUUCAGAAAGAUGAGAAAGUUAAGUUGCUAUGAAGCUGUAUUGGUUCUCACUAUUGUUUCAACUGUAGCUCAUUAUUUUAUGAUGUGGGCUUCAUACUACGAGAAGUAUCUAGUCUUAUCACAGACUCUUCGCAAAUCGAGGAGGCGUGAUAAAAGGGAGGAAAAUGAAGGAUCUUCGCAGCAGCUAAGAGAAGCUUUAUCUAUUUACCGUCCCCAGUUUCGCGCCUUAUUGCCGUUUCUCGUCGUCAAGGAACUAUGGAGGUUUUUCACUAUGCUUCAGAUGGUUAUACAAGAGCACAUGUCCGCCGUAGAACCCGUUCAAGAGCAAAACAUGCAUGAAAAUCGUAGAGUAACGCCGGUUGUUCGAUCUCCGGAAUUCACGUACGAAAUGGCGACUGAUUUGAAAGCUGUCAGCCCCAACGAUCCUGGAUUGUGUGCCAAGUACCGUAAUGAAUCUGAGGAAAACAGUAAAAAACAAAGUGGCGAUAUUUGGUCGUGUGAAGAAUUAUACCAGUUGUGGAUUAUUUUGGGCACACCAAAUCGGUGGGAGCGAGUAGCUUGUGUCCUUAAUCGAACUGCGCAAGACGUAACUGCAAUGGCUGCCAAAUUGAAACAGAUUAAACAGGAAGACUUUGCAAAACUGGCAAUGGGUCAACAGUCAAAUGCAGUCUUCGAUAUUCGGAAUGGAAAAUCUCUUGAGUUCUCCUUUGCCGAUAGGUCACGCCUACCAGUAAAUCAGUUGACUACGGAAUGGUCACAAACCGAACAGAAGCAAUUGGAGGCCGCCCUUCAGCAAUAUCCCAAAGGCUGUGACAAUAGAUGGGAUAGAAUCAGUGCAGCUGUACCAACGAAGUCAAAGGAACAGUGCCAAGAACGGCUCAAAGAGCUCGUUGAAUUUGUGAGACGGAAAAAGGCAAGAAUGACUUAG
Angiostrongylus costaricensis is the source of this 1305-nucleotide messenger RNA. The record is from the annotation of a GenBank genome assembly. NCBI's taxonomy places the organism in Eukaryota, Metazoa, Nematoda, Chromadorea, Rhabditida, Metastrongylidae.